GGCCUAUGUGACCCGUUUAGGUAAUCACUGGGCUUAUGUAGCCGAAUGUCCCGAUGUGAUUUGGCCGUGUCCCUCCUCUCUGAAGUAAGGAUAGUUUAUCGAUCCGUCGGUUUGGGAGGCUGCAGCCUUUCUCUGCCGUAUCUGUCGCUGUGGAGGACGCGCUACUUGCUCUACAGGAUUUUUUAACUGAGUAAGGUCUGAGGUCAAGGAGCCAUGGGAACCAGGAGGGUGUUGGUAACCGGGUGCUCCUCUGGCAUCGGCUUGGCUGUGGCUACACGGCUGGCCAAGGAUGAGCUUAGACGGUUUAAAGUGGUUGCCACAAUGAGGGACCUUAGGAAAAAGGGGCCACUGGAGAAAGCGGCAGGUGACACCUUAAACAAAACCCUGGAAAUCAAACAGUUAGAUGCCUGCUGUGAAGCCUCCAUCAGAGAGUGUGUCGACAGCCUGCCGGACAGACGAGUGGACGUUCUUGUGAACAAUGCUGGCGUUGGCAUGAUUGGACCACUGGAGUGUCAAAGUAUCGCUGCCAUGAAGGAGCUCUUCGACACAAACUUCUUCGGCCUGGCACGGCUGGUGAAAGAGUUGCUGCCUGACAUGAAGCGGAGGCAGAGCGGCCAUAUUGUGGUGAUGAGCAGCGUCCUGGGAAUACAGGGCCUUCUGUUCAAUGACGUCUACUCUGCCUCCAAAUUUGCUGUGGAAGGAUUUUGUGAAAGUCUGGCAGUGCAAGCGAUGAAGUUUAACAUCAAGACGACUCUAGUGGAACCUGGCCCUGUGGUAACAGAGUUUGAAAGGAAAGUGUACGAGGAUGUUGAAAAGAUGGAUCUAUCAGGGACAGAUGAGGAAACCGCCAAAAUCUUCCGGGAAAUUUACCUGCCAUACUCUAAAAAGAUCUUUGCAUCAUUAGGCCAGACACCAGAGGAAGUGGCUGAGCAAACCGUUAAAGUGAUCACAGCCAAGGAACCACCACUGCGCCACCAGACCAACCGAGUAUACAUGCCCAUGACUGCACUAAAGCAUGCAGAUCCAACUGGACGGCUACCCCUGGACACCUUCUAUAAAAUGAUCUUUAAACAUGAUACCAUGUUUAAUGCUACUCUUAGGGUGCUUCACAUGCUGCAGAGGCGGGCAGGGAAGAAAUAAAGAUUUCACUGCCAUUUUACACACUAUAUAUUGUUAUUCUUACAGAGAUAGUGAGUGAAUGUGGUAGCUACAACCUGUUGUUACCGUUUUUUAAGCAUAAUGUGAAGUUUCCUUCUGAGCAGCAAUGAGCAUAACACGUGCAAUGGGAUGUUGUCUAUACCAUACACUGGUACACUAAGAAUAAUGUUAAUUCCUCAUGUAAUGUACAUAUGCAAAUGGUAUUUAUGAACUUCAUUACUGUGAAAUAAGCAAUAUUCCAUGUUUUGUUCUAAUUAAGUAUUAACAUUAUUUGUUUUUCCCUUAAUUUUAAGGAAAACAGGAGCUGGGCAAUAAAAAGAGUAUACAAAUUGUUUGAUUCUAACAAGAAGAUUUGGUGUAAUCUACUUGUUACAAAACAAGUAAAGUAGGAAGUAAUAGUACCAUACUAUAUAUGAUUUAUCUUGGCAGACAGACAAAGUGACAAAUAAAUAAAUGAUAUAAUGUAUAAUGCACUAAAAUGCAUGAUAUUAUGAAUGAAUAAAUUAUUAUAACAGAAGAG
Molecule: messenger RNA, 1678 nt
Organism: Morone saxatilis (striped sea-bass)
Lineage: Eukaryota; Metazoa; Chordata; Actinopteri; Moronidae
Product: retinol dehydrogenase 8
Exons: 7
Coding region: 214-1140 (308 amino acids)
Biological process (GO): estrogen biosynthetic process
Cellular component (GO): cytoplasm
Molecular function (GO): estradiol 17-beta-dehydrogenase [NAD(P)+] activity
Source: RefSeq, a predicted model, not a curated record